AUGAAGCUUCGUUUGAUUGUAGCCGCACACUGUCUUAUUGUCCUCGGCAUGCUGACUCGUCGAGGCGAAGCAUCACCCACUUUCCGGGUUGGGCAAGGGUUCGGGAGCAGAUUUACUGAGCCUCAUCUCGUGGAAGAGGGUAGGGAGAACGUAGGCAAAGGAAUGAUCAGCGAAGUGGCUGAGGCCCCGGGCUGCUCAGUAGAGAAAACAGGCGACGUGGACGUUGCGACUGAUCCUACAGAUGUUUUAACUGUUGUACCUAUGACCGUUGCUAUUUCUAAAAGGCACAUGAUUAUAUAUUACAAGGGGCGAGCUGCCAUGCCCGUGAUGAGGAUACCGUUAGUAGAAAUAAAAACACCCGUAACCACGUUAGCACGGAGCAGAAGAUGCUUUAGGCUCUUUCAUGGCGUCAAGCCACUUGUAUUCUGUGCGGACGACACAACAGCGAGAGACGAAUGGAUUGCAAACAUAUAUAAAGCUGUGUUCUGUAUCAACUCCGGCAAGACCCUUACAGCGGCCCCAAAGAGAGCAGUGUCAGAGACGAAGGAGUCGGUCUCCUUGCCCGCAAGAAGCACCAAAGUCCAGAGAUGGAUCAAAGAGAUAGCUCGGCAAGAGGCUGAAGCUCUCAAAGAAGUCCAGGAUAGUGAAUCGAUGGAACGGAAAAAGAAAAAUGUUGUCGAAGAAGUAGAGAUCGUUGGAGGCCCAGCAGGGACCCCACCGAAGGUUACAGUCAACGGAGACGAACUAACACUCCCACGCUCGGUCAAAGGGGAACAGUUGAUGAAUGGAAACAACCAGGAGUUUUAA
This is a messenger RNA of Besnoitia besnoiti, 807 nucleotides long. RefSeq lists its product as uncharacterized. The record is from RefSeq and is a predicted model, not a curated record. NCBI's taxonomy places the organism in Eukaryota, Apicomplexa, Conoidasida, Eucoccidiorida, Sarcocystidae. The coding region runs from base 1 to 807 and encodes 268 amino acids. The transcript is spliced from 12 exons.